Molecule: messenger RNA, 998 nt
Organism: Drosophila simulans
Lineage: Eukaryota; Metazoa; Arthropoda; Insecta; Diptera; Drosophilidae
Gene: Vha13
Product: V-type proton ATPase subunit G
Exons: 3
Coding region: 391-744 (117 amino acids)
Biological process (GO): proton transmembrane transport
Cellular component (GO): vacuolar proton-transporting V-type ATPase complex
Molecular function (GO): proton-transporting ATPase activity, rotational mechanism
Source: RefSeq, a predicted model, not a curated record
AUUAAAGCAACAUUUGAAUUAAACGUGUUAAAUUUUAAAUAAAUUAAAAAAGAAAAAUAUAAUUGAUGGGAAUAAAUUAGAAAGCUAUGCUUACAAAAACGUCAAAUUAUUAAAUACUUUAUGGCCAAUACAAUAUAAAACAAUAAUAAUAAUAUACAACUAAGCUAAUCGAUAUGUAAUCGACCGAGCCAUCUCCAAGAGUUUCGCAGCAACCAGCUUUCCGGCACACUGCUCACCCACACCAACUAGCCACCGUGGUGAGUUUGCGUGUGUGUGACUUCGUCAUAUGACAUUUUUCACAGUUCGUCGUCGAUUGUGAUUCUGUCGCACUUGCUUUUUUCGACUUGCUCAGUAUACACCACGGCGAGGAAUUAGAGAAGUUUGGAAAUUAUGGCCAGCCAGACGCAGGGAAUCCAGCAGUUGCUCGCUGCCGAGAAAAAGGCAGCCGAGAAGGUCGCCGAGGCCCGUAAACGCAAGGCAAGGAGGUUGAAGCAAGCCAAGGACGAGGCUACCGAGGAGAUCGAGAAGUUCCGCCAGGAGCGCGAGCGCGCCUUCAAGGAGUUCGAGGCCAAGCACAUGGGCAGUCGCGAGGGCGUGGCGGCCAAGAUCGAUGCGGAUAUCCGCGUUAAGCUGGCCGACAUGGACCGGGCCAUCCAGACCCGCAAGGACCCGUUCAUCCUGGAGAUCCUGCAGUACGUGUACAACAUCUCGCCCGAGGUGCACAAAAACUACAACCACAAGUAAAGAGGUGGCCCCCCAAACUGUGCGCUGUAAAUUCAAUGUCCACGUUCAACUUUAAUCCAUAAUUUAGACCCGUAAUAAUAGUGGUUAAUCUAACUGGAAACACUGCUGUAUUAUUAUUCCAUUCAUUAAAGUGAAAAUUCGUUGUUGUUCCAUGUAGAAAAAAGCGAGCAUAUUAGUUUGCCUCCCACUCGCGCGGGAUUGUAUUAUCAUUGUUUUGUGUUCUGCCCAAUACACGUUGUUGUUUUAUCCGAAAA